Medioppia subpectinata is the source of this 4213-nucleotide messenger RNA. NCBI's taxonomy places the organism in Eukaryota, Metazoa, Arthropoda, Arachnida, Sarcoptiformes, Oppiidae. The record is from the annotation of a GenBank genome assembly.
GCUAUGGGGAGAGCUAUGGGGGAGAGAGAGUUCACACACAAACACAGAGAGAGAGUGAGUGAAUGAGUGUAUGUGUUGUGUAUGUAUUCGUGCGACGAUUUAAAGUGCAUUCACUUGUGUUGACACCAAUCGAUGGUUCACUCAAUUGUCUCUUCAAUCCAUACAUACAUUUGAAUCGUGUUUACCAUUCAUUCAAUACAACUAUCACUUGAUUGCGAUCCAAACGCGACCCCAACGCCGCUCACCAACUGAUCCCAUCAUCACAACCAUCGCAUCCAUCACUACAGCCAUCACUACAGGCCGGUCCACAUCACACACACCACACACGCCAGCCAUCACUCACAUGACACGAGCCAUCACUCGCAGCACAUCCCUGUACUCAACACAUUCACACCAUUAGCGGUGUCUCUAAUGACAUCCCGAUUAGCCAUCAUUUGUGUCAUCAUUUGAUGAGUCAAUCAGUUGUCAUAUUUUACUCGCAAAGUAUUCAAGUAUUGAUUGCCAGUGUCUGCGAAGACCACUGUUGAUCCAGUGACUCAUUUGUUCACUACUACUAUAACUGUAACCAAUUGUCUACUCAUUGGACGCAAUCAUUGAUCGCGCGGAUCAGCGAUGAACUCAAACCCCAAGAAUCGCAACAAAGGCGGCGGUCGUCCGCCGAUGACAUCUCAUAAUAAUAACUCCAAUCUCCAGAACGUUAACAAUAAGCCCCAAAUGAGGCAAAAGUCAUUGUCGGACACCAGGAGUGGCGAUGGCAUGACUCCAGAGGGCGUCUACCGGAACGCCCGAGUCGUUCACUGCACCACAUCUCUGGUCGGAUGUCUCGUUCACAUUGAGACCAAAGACGGCAACAAAUACGAGGGCGUUCUUCGCACGUUUUCACCCGAUUUUGAAUUGGUUAUCGAUUACGUGACCAAAAUUGAUGCCAAUUAUGUGCCGAUCGUGGGCUCCAAUAUCGGCACCCUUUUGGCCAGUCUUCAGGACAACAACGCUGUCUCUCAACGCGAUAUCUUCCAGUUCGCAGAUGUGGUCAAAAUACACGCCAUUAACGUUGACUUGAAUUACGCCACUAAUAAAGGACAUAUGAUGACUGACACUGAGAUCAGUCGUUUCGACUCGCGAUCGUUGAGUAGAGACAAAGAGUUGGUUCCGUGGGAUGGGGCCGGAGAUAGUGGCGACGAGUUUCCCGAUCUCGACGACCACAACAACGGCGGCCUGUCUUCGGGCGGCGCCCAAAACGGUUGGGCCGCAGAGGAUAUGUUCCGCAUUAAUGAAGACAAAUUCCAAGUGAAGAGCGAUUUCGACACAUCGCUCGGACAAUACACAAUGGCUUUGCCUGAAGUGGUGGACAAAGAGAAAGAGAUAAUCGCCCGUAAAAUAGCAGAAUCGAUAGAAGGCGACCAAAGCCGUCAGGCGAGGCUCAGCAAAGAGAACGAUGGCGAAGAUGAUGAUGGAAAGUAUAGCGAUGUGGUCAGACCCACAGCCAAUGACAACCGCAACCCCGAUCACCGGCGGGACAAUCGACCCAAUAGUCGCAAACCCAACUCUCAAUUGACUAAUUCAGGCUAUAUUAUCAACUCUAGCGGCGGCCCUCCCGGCGCUAGAAGUGGUGGUCGAAGUGGACCGUCCGGACCACCGCUGUCCACGUCGACCACAUUCCACGGGAAUAAGAAUGCGAAUCCCGGCUAUAAGUAUAGUCCCAACUCGAACAUGGGUUCGGGCGGCGGUCCCUAUAAGUCCUAUCGAGACGACAAUUACGGCCAAUCGGGCGGCUAUUACAAGAAUGAUAACCCACACGACGAGAGAGAUAGCCCACACUCUAAUCCACAGCCGCAGAGGCCUAUACUCGAUGGUAGACGACAGCCCCAAAUGCAGGGCAAACGCAGAGACGACUCCGACUCUAAGUAUAGCAACGAUUAUAAAUCGCCGGCACCCGAGACCACCCAUAAGAAUAGUCCUCCGCCAGGCAUUCGGACGGAGCCAUCGUCUCACCCGAAGCCCAAUGCGAACAACAGCGCCAAUAGCGGUGCUAACAGUAGUCUGAGUGCUAUGACUAGUAGUAGUGCUAAUAAGAGUAAAUCUCCGGUGAAUGCUGUGGUCGCCGACACGACGACACCAGUCAAUGACAAAUCAGAUGCAAUUAACGAACAGUUGAGUGAUAAUAAAGAGCUCAGGGAUAGCAGGGAGACGGCUGUUCGCGACAGCAGUGCAAAUGACAAGCCGUCAGCACCUGAUAAACCCGACCCGACCGGAGACGCGACUCCUGGCGGUCCGGCGACCGGUGGCGCACCCGAGACAGAGAUCGCCAAAAAGUCUACUCUGAAUCCAAACGCGAAAACAUUUACGCCACGAAUGCCGAUGUCGUCGCCACUGAGCACAUCAGCCACACCGCCGUCGGUGUCGUCGACGCCAUCGUCGACAGUGUCGAUACCGAGCACUGGGCCGAUGACACACCAGGCUAUGCAACCGGUCCACAGUAUGGGCCAACCAUCACAGAUGACGGUCACCCAACAGCACCCGCAACAACACCGUUAUCCCAACCCGUCAUUAGUGCAAAUACAGCCACAGUAUAACGUCAUACCGCAUGGGCUGACCCUUCCCUUAGGGGCCAAUCCGUAUCUGAUGACAGCGGCCAACAUGACGGCAAUGGGCCCCACAUUCGCGCAGUCCAACGCUGGCCAACAGAGGAACUACAGGGGAAAAGCACCGCAACAACAGUACGCGCACGCCGUUAGGCACGAGUAUCAACAGCAGCAACAGCACCCGCCCAUCGCCGCCGCCGUCACCGGACACCCUGUGUUGGCCACAGCGCCGAUGACAGGUCCGCAAUCGAUUCCCACUGUGAGUUACGGCCAAACAAUGGUGAACAACGCGCCGCCGCAGCACAUGUACCAUCAGAUGUACACACAAUUUCAGCCGCGAAUGAAUCUACAGUUACAGCAACACUCGGGUGGGAUGCAGAUGGCUAUGCCUCAGCCCGUCCAAUACGACCCCUCGCAGAUACAACACAUCUACGCAACCGCCAAUGCCGUACAACUGCAGCAUUUAGUAUCUCAGGCGCACCAACACAUGACAAACAGUGGCCCCCACUCUGGCCACAGUACGCCGCAGUCGGCGACGCCGACCACCCCUUUGCACGGCGGACCGGCGCCCUCUCCCGUUCAUCAUCAGCCCAACCAACCGCCCACUCCGACCCCACAGCAGACGAUUAUGUACACAUCGCCUCAGGGCGCCGGCCAUCAGGGCUCCGGCGGCUACCCUAACAUUGUUCUGUUGCCCAGCGGUCACGCGAUGGCCGGUGGCCACCACGGAGGCGGACACGGGGCGCAACUGCACGCUCACCAAUUAAGUCAUAACUCAACGUCAGCUAACCAUCACAGCGGCAACGGUCCGCAGUCCGCUAUACUUCCCGUACAACUAAUCGCCGGCUCUAAUGCCGCCAAUUAUAACAACAGCGCCGUGUUCGCGAGUCAAGUCAUUGUCAUUCGUGAGUCGAUGACCGGCCGUAACAGCGAUGGUCGGAGUGGUGUCACGGCGUCCGGUGUUUGCGCGCCAUUACAUCGUGCGGUUAGUCGUGAUAAUGAAGACAUAGUUAAUGUGCUGAUCAAUCCCAACGAUAUCAUCGACAACACCGUCGACGAGCGCUCAUUGGACGACGUCUUAGCCAUUGUCGAAGGCGUUGACAAUCGCGCCAUCACUGACGCCACCGAUGGUGUCAUCUCUCGGCCCCACAAACGGCCCAAAGAGCGACGCAAACCCGUGAGGAAUGAGCCGAAGACGAGUAGUUCGCCGACCAUAACAGUAGGCGACGAGCGGUCAUCCGUUGAUCUUAAGCCGACCCAAAAGUACGGCCGAGUCUUUCAAUGCAUUUUCGGUGUCCAUAAGCCGUACAAAAAGCACAAAGAGUUCACUUUUGACGGCUUUCUGACCGUUGAUCGUCACGACAAAGGCGUCCAACUUAUCGACGUCUACGGCAAGAGAGUUUCCGACUCAAAGGUGAAGAGCGCGAGUCUAUUAGAGUCGGGCAAUAGACUAGUGGUCGGCCACAAAGAGCUGGAGAUCGGCGACGAGAUGUCACCGCAAGAGUUCGAAACGGGAAACUACUUCGAGAAACAAGUGGUCACUUAUUGUGAUUGACUCUCAUAUCAUAACCAUUUCUACACAACUCAUUCGCUAUUGUAUUAUAAAAAUUCAUUUAUUCCUACGUUUUGUG